GUUUACAGCACUGAGAUGCAAAAGAACAUGUUGAUGUCAGGAGGAAACCAAAGUGACUCAGAAGAAGAUGAUGAUGACUGGAACCAUGAGGGGGACGGAACCGGGGCCUUUACCUUUCUGAAAACCUUCAUUUCAGGUUUGGUAAACAGCUGGGGCUGCCUCCGAACUGUGGGCACCAUGCUGAACGUCCCGGCCCAGUCGUUCCCUGCCUCCGGCUCCCAGCAGAGGGUCGCCUCGUCUGGCGCUGGGAGAAACAAGGUGGUGUUGAAGCCCGGUCACAGCCUGAUGGACUGGAUCCGGUUCGCAAAGAGUGGAAAAGACCUGACUGGACUGAGGGGCCGCUUGAUCGACGUGACCCCAGAAGAACUCGAGAAACACAACCGCAGAGAUGAUUGCUGGACCUGUAUACGAGGCAUGGUGUACAAUGUGACUCCAUACAUCGACUAUCACCCUGGUGGAGAAGAUGAGCUGAUGAAGGCUGCUGGGAUAGAUGGCACUGACCUCUUUGACCAGGUGCAUCGUUGGGUCAACUAUGAGUCCAUGUUAAAGGAGUGUCUGGUUGGCAGGAUGGCACUGAAGACCCCAGCAGCUGUUAAAGGCGUUACUUCUCCACUGACGGGCUUUGCUCCACCCGCUCCAGGAGCUCCUCCGCCAGUCAAAGACUCUCGGCCUCGAUACGACUGGUUCCAAACGGAUGCGGCCGUCCAUUUGGUCAUAUACACCAGAAGAAAGAUUCCCAGCUCUGGCUGUAUGACUGCGGACCUGAAGGCAGGCCUUCUUCGGGUGGAGGUCCUGCUCGGGAAAAUGUCCUACAUGCUAAAUUUGAGUCUGGCUCAUGAAGUUGAUGCAAACAUUUCUGUCAACGCUGCCUCCUCUGUGGGGAAGAUCCAGCUCAGCGUGCGUAAACUGACCAAAGGAAAAUGGGCGACUUUAGGGCAACCUUUGGAACACCACAACACCUUUCUAUGCAAAAAAGACCGAGCUGUCUUCUAUCGAGAUUGUGUGCUGCUGUCAAAGACGGAGGUCAACUAUAACACUCAAGUGUUCAGGCUCCAGUGUCCACAGGGGACCAUUAUGCAUGUUCCUGUUGGAAAACACGUCUACCUCAAAGCCUGCAUUAAAGACACCGAGGUGGUGAGGCCGUACACUCCUGUAGACCAACGCCUGGCUGCAGGUCCGGACCCCCCCUCACAGGAACCUGACCUCUACCUCAUGAUCAAGGUGUAUCCGGACGGUGUCUUCACGCAGCACCUGAACAGCCUGCAGACUGGUGACCAUAUUUCUGUCAGCGGUCCCGAGGGCUCGUUCAGCGUCCGUCUUCUGCGGGAUGUAACGCACCUCUUCCUGUUGGCGGCUGGCACGGGUUUCACGCCCAUGGCUCGACUCAUCCGCUUAUCCCUCCAAGAGAUUGACACCAUCAGAAAAACAAAACUGCUCUUCUUCAACCGGCGGGAAGAAGACAUUUUAUGGCACAAAGACCUGGAUGAGCUGGCAGCUGAGGAUGAACGGUUCCAGGUGGAGUACGUCCUCCAGGAGCCCCCAGCCCUCUGCAGCAACAGCAGAACGGGUGGUGUGGACGAGGCGGUGCUGAGGGAGACCCUGGUCCGACCGCACGGAUCCAGAUGCUUCGUUUGUGUGUGCGGCCCACCAACCUUCACCGAGCUCACAGUCCGGUUGUUGAAGCAGCUGGACUUUAGUGAAGAGGAGCUCCACGCCUUCCAGGGGUGAGCAGGUCUUCAGCCUCAUCCCUGCCAGGACUGUUUGAAUUCCAGGAGGGGAAUCUGAUUGAUCUGCUGUGGAAGAUGCUGAAGAAGGCAGAGAGGAGCAGGCGUGGAAUAAAAAAAAAGCAGCAUUUACUGUUCUCUGCAGAAGAACCAUGUUGAGGACGGUGAGGUUCUGCUGUGAGGCCCAGACGCUCUGCCUCAUGUUAAGGUGGACGGUGAAGUGCCUCCUAAAAGACUUUUCAGUACCAGAAAUGAUUGGUGCUAGACGGUUCUGAAGAAGAGUACAAUGUUCUGCCGGUCUAUUCUGUGAUUGUCACAUGUCAACGCAGAACUAUGAAUAAAACUCUUCCAGUCUUAG
This is a messenger RNA of Oryzias latipes (Japanese medaka), 2082 nucleotides long. RefSeq names its product cytochrome b5 reductase 4 (gene cyb5r4). Gene Ontology annotation, cellular component: endoplasmic reticulum; cytoplasm. The record is from RefSeq and is a predicted model, not a curated record. Gene Ontology annotation, molecular function: cytochrome-b5 reductase activity, acting on NAD(P)H; heme binding. NCBI's taxonomy places the organism in Eukaryota, Metazoa, Chordata, Actinopteri, Beloniformes, Adrianichthyidae. Gene Ontology annotation, biological process: superoxide metabolic process.